AUUGCUCAAGCGCUUCUGAUUGGCUCGUCGCUAAAUUAGAGUUUCGCCAAGUUGUAUUUAUGAAUUCAUCUUUGGUUACUAAACUCCCGUGUAUUCGGACGUCCAAUUUAAAUUAUUGCUGUCGACAUCUUCAUACUUUCUUAGGAAAUAACAUGAAAUUUUUUCAAGUUCAGAUUACUUAAAUAGUUAAUUAACAUAAAGAUCAAUAUUUCCCAUAUAUAUGGUCACCAAUAUGUUUAUGUGUGUUUAAGUGUUUACUGUCAACCCGACCUAAUAUUAUUCACCACGGAGUUUAAGAAAUCAACUUGAUUAAAGUAUAACUAUAUUCGUUAAUUAACACUAGUAGGAAAAUCUCUAUGAAUUGUGGAAUGUUGACUCAACAUGUCAGAUGUUGUUGAGUGUUUUGUUUGCAAAAUUAUUUUUUGUGACCAGGAUGCCUAUUGGAAACAUGUCUACGAGGAGGACUGUCACAAUCCGUGUAGAACUUCAACUGCUAAUUUCAGUAAUGACAAAAAUAACAUCCAAAAAUCUGUUGAAAGUCUGUCUAAAAUAAGCAAUCACUCUGGCAAACCAUCUACAAAUCAGCCUUCCAAUGUUUUGUUAAAACCAUCCUCAUUUGAUAAAGUGUGUAAUGUUAAGGCGCCGCUCAAUAAAAAACCUACUAAUAAGGCUUUUUGCGAUGUUUGUCAAACCUACAUGAGUCCUUUUGAUUUAAUUCGGCAUGAGACCGGUAAAAAGCAUUUGAAAAUGUUAGAAAAAGGAAACCUAUAUGCCCCUAAGUCAGUCGACGGACAUCAAGAUGCUAACCAUUCUACUCUUAAUCAUCAAGGAAAUUAUUUAAAGAAGAAAAUUAUUGUGACCGUAAUCAUAACCCCCAUAGCAUGACUUAUGAUAUACCGUCGUGUAAGACUUCAUCUUCAGAGGCUCCAGUAAAAUGUGAUGCUGAUUCGCAGUUCAUUCCUAAUGUACGUUCGCUCUUAAAUUUUAAUGAGAUAUCCGAGAAUAAUUCAAGCAAAUCAGCUACUAAGUCUAUUUUACGCAGAUUAUGUAUGACGGAAAUUUCAUCACUUCUAAGUCAAAUGGUUGGAGAUAUGUAUAAAAAUACUCAUUUUUAUAGGCAAUUAAAAAUAAAGUGUCGGGACGACCUUAAUUCUAUCUUAUGUCUUGAGGUCCCUAUUCUGCAGAGCACAGUCAGUCAAGAACUCUCAGAAUCAAAUUCUUCCGGACUAAACAGCGUUUAUCAUGAUGAAAUACGUCGCUCAGUCAGUUACUUUUGUCUUGGGUCAAACAACUCCAUGCACUAGACAACGAUUAGUUUCAUUAAUGAAUUGUACAUUUUUUGAGUAUUUCAUUGCAUCUUCACAAAUAGAGACUAUUUUGAUAAAAA
This is a messenger RNA of Schistosoma mattheei, 1387 nucleotides long. Lineage: Eukaryota; Metazoa; Platyhelminthes; Trematoda; Strigeidida; Schistosomatidae. The record is from the annotation of a GenBank genome assembly.